AGGCAUCUUACGGUAUUGAAAACGGGAAUUUUAUUUAUUCUGUUUUCUUUUUAAAGGAGAAGAUAAAAGGAUAAGAAUAUUUCAUUAUUGAUAAGUAUAGGCUACAUAUAAAUAUGAGACUUAUACUUAAUGAAAAAAAAACAAGGAAUAAUAAUCGUCGGUAAUGGUCCUUGUGAAAGCUCAUAUUGUGUAAAUAUGAGAAGCGGUCUCAAGACAGUUGCACGUGUAUAAUCAGACAUGGCAGCCGCUGAUAUGAAGAAGACUAAAUUGUCUAAAGCAGUUCUUGGUUUAAAGUUUAUGCAACGGACUGUGAUCCGGCUUGAGAAAGAACAGAACGAAGAUGAAAACAACAGACUCAUUGAUGAUGAGCAUUGGGUCAUUGAUCAGCCAGUAGAGAAAUCAGCUCAGAGCUGUUUUGAAAUCAAUCCAAGCUAUGUUUCCUGUGAAGGUCUGGUCUUUGGAAGAAUGUCAUUUUUAGGUUUCAAUCCUGAAAUUGAAAAAUUAAUGAAAAUUGAUGAUUUAGAGCGUACUGGCAAGAGAGAAGAUGAGACGUCUGUAGGAGAUGAAGAAAUGGCAAACAGGUUCUCACAGAUUGUUCACUCAGGGAAUCUAAAGAGACAUGGUUAUGCAGAGGAUUUGUUAGCAUCUAAUUCUGGUCCUGUUCCUAGAAAGAGAUUCAAACGAAAAUUUCUAAAACCUCUUGAUAUAUAGAUGUAUAUAUUUUU
Messenger RNA from Octopus sinensis (East Asian common octopus), 725 nucleotides. Its product is annotated as M-phase phosphoprotein 6-like. The record is from RefSeq and is a predicted model, not a curated record. Gene Ontology annotation, biological process: maturation of 5.8S rRNA. The transcript has 5 exons. NCBI's taxonomy places the organism in Eukaryota, Metazoa, Mollusca, Cephalopoda, Octopoda, Octopodidae. Bases 238 to 711 code for a protein of 157 amino acids.